CCCAGGCCAAAAACCCCAACCCGGGCUCCGGCGCGGAGGCUUCUAGGAGAAGGAAACACGGGCGAGGGAGGACGCUGGGGCUGCUCUUCUCCAGCGAGCGGGCGAGCGGGCGAGCGAGCGAGCGAGCGAGCCACGCAGGCGCCGCGACCUCUCGCCUGAUCGCCUCUAGGGUUCGGCGCUCUGCGGCGCCGCCGCCGCCGCCGCCGCGGAGGAGGCAGGGGCCGGCCGUGCAGGACAGCGGGGGCGAGCUCGCCAGUCCUCAUCAGCUUUCAAGACCUGAAGCCACCUAAGGUUAUCUUCAAAGCAUCCAUGAUGGUGGGUUUCACAGCUGUAGAGCUCCGAGAAAUGAUGGACAAGCAGAAUAACAUUCGUAAUGUGUCUGUUAUUGCUCAUAUGAACCACGGCAAGUCUACCCUUACAAAAUCUCUUGUGACAGUUGCUGGGAUUAUUAGACAUGAAGCUGAUGUUGAAGUUCCCAUGACUGAUACUCACGCGGAUGUAGCAGAGCCUGGUAGAUCCGUCAGGUCUGCUGGAACCUCUCUUUUGUAUGAGAUGAACAAGGAAUUGCUCAAGGCUCACAAAGGUGAAAGAGAUGGGGACAAAUACCUGAUCAACCUUAUUGAUUCACCUGGGCAUGUCGAUUUUUCUUCAGAAGUCACAACAGCUCUUCGUGUUACUGAUGGCGCUAUGUUGGUAAUUGAUGCCAUCGAGGGUGUCUGUGUGCAAACUGAAGCUGUGCUCUCUCAAGCCCUUACUGAGAUGGUUAAACCUGUCCUUUGUCUAAACAAGAUGGACAAAUUAUUCUCUGGGUUUCAAGUUGAAGAUGCUCAACCUGAAUUUACAGAUGAGCAAGCCUAUCAGAUUGUCAACAAUGUAAUUGAGAAUGUCAAUGACCUUAUGACAGCAUAUGGAGGUCCCCGCUUUCAGGAUGUCCAAUUCUACCCCGAGAAGGGAAAUGUGGCUUUCUCUGUUGGCUUACAUGGUUGGGCUUUUACACUUGCUGGUUUUGCAAAGAAGUAUGCCCCUAUGUUUGGAAUGACAGAAGCUGAUAUGGUUAAGAAGCUUUGGGGUGACAAUUUUUAUGACCACACCACAAAAAAAUGGACCAGUGUGGACACUGGCUCCAAAUCCUGUAAAAGAGGAUUUGCCUUUUGCUGCCAAGAAAUCAAGAAAGUCAUCAAAGUCUGCAUUAAUAACCAGAAAGAUGAAUUGGGGCGAAUGUUGCAGAAGGUUGGGGUGAACUUGAGGGAUGAUGAGAAGGACCUAACAGGUGUGGCUCUUGUGAAGUGUGUCAUGCAAACUUGGCUCCCAGCCAGUACUGCUCUGCUUGAGAUGAUGAUCUGCCACCUCCCCUCUCCGUUAGAAGCACAGAAAUAUCGCGUGGAGAACCUGUAUGAGGGCCCCCUUGAUGAUAAAUACGCAGAAGCUAUUAAAAAAUGUGACCCUGAAGGUCCUCUUAUGCUGUACGUUUCCAAGAUGGUCCCAGCAUCUGAUGUGGGCAGAUUUUUCGCGUUCGGUCGUGUCUUCUCCGGAAGGAUUGCAGCUGGCAUGAAGGUCCGGGUCAUGGGGCCUUCCUAUGUCCCCGGCAUGGAAACUGAUUUGUGCGUGGAGUCUGUCCAGCGUACCAUUAUAUGGAUGGGAAAGAAGCAAUGUGACGUUCCGGAUGUUCCUUGCGGUAACACUGUUGGUUUGAUUGGUCUGGAUGCAUGCAUAACAAAGAGUGCUACCCUGACAAGCCAGAAGGAGGUUGUUGCACGCCCAAUCAGAGCGAUGAAGCUCUCUGUAUGCCCUCUGAUGUUUGUUACAGUUAACUUCAAGGUUCCGACCGAUGUUUCCAAACUUGUACAAGGUUUGAAGCGUCUGGCGAUGUCUGACCCCGUGGUUCUGUGCAGCCAGGUAGAGCCUGGUACCUAUACGGUUGCUGGAGUGGGAGAACUUCAUCUGGAAAUUUGCUUGAAAGAUCUACAGGAAAACUUUAUGGAUGGUGUUGAAGUUGCUGUUUCCAGUCCGCCUGUUGUUUCCUUCCGUGAGACUGUCCGCAAGUCUUGUGAUCCUGUUGAGAAAAAGUUCAGAAACAAUCAAAUCCGAUACAGCUUGUCUUUGGUAGCCCGCCCCUUGGAUGAAGAAGUAGUCGAGGCUAUUGAGGAUGGUCGCUUGGGUCCACGUACUGACCAUGCGGUACGAUCUGAGAUCCUUGCUAAGCAUGGUUGGGAUAAGGAUCUUGGCGAUAAGAUUUGGUGCUUUGGUCCUGAUGUUGUUGGCGCCAAUGUGAUUGUUAAUAGGUGCAAGGUAAUACAGAAUCUGGAGUUAGCGAAGAAAGUUAUCGUGGCUGGCUUCGAGGUGGUGGCAAAAGAAGGCGCAUUGGCAAAAGAAAGGAUGCAUGGCAUAUGCUUUGAGGUUCAUAAUGUUAAUAUACAUGCUGAUGAAGCAUUGAGACAUACAACUGCUCAGCUCAAUGAGAUGGUUAGGACAGCACUUAUUGAGUCUCAGCUCGCUGCCAAGCCAAGGCUUCUCGAACCCACCUACAUUGUGGCGAUCCAGUGCCCUAAGAGUGCCCUCAGCACUAUCUACGGAAUUCUCCACCAGAGGAAUGGUUCUGUGUAUGAGGAGUUUGUGAGAGAAGGCACGAUGCUACACAUCCUGAAGGCUUACGUUCCAGUUUAUGAUUCCUUUGGCCUCUGCAAGGCAAUCAGUACUGCAACAUCUAAGCUGGUCACCCCGCAGUGUAUUUUUGGAUAUUGGAGCGACAUGUGCUCUGAUCCUUUCCAGGCAAAUGCGCCAGCUGGGCAAAUGGUCUUGGAUAUCCGCAAGAGGAAGAAGAUGGGCAGGCCCUCUUUCCAGAAGUAGCUCUGGCUUUCCUUGCUUCAGUGUAUGUUGUUGUUAUCUGACAUCUUCCGAGUGUGUUCUUCUCCUUGCUAGUAUGCAGUGCUGGGUUCGCUUCACUUGAUCGAUCGUCAACGACAUCUAUCACCCCUGAAGGAAGGGGCUGCUGCUCCCCCUAGCUAGGUAGGUCUAAUGGUAGCGAGUGUUAAGAAGAAACUUUCAUACUGAGCUGAACUGUUUAGCGUCGUCGCUGCCUCAAGUGUUAAGAAGGAACUUAAUUGGUGUCAAUGUACCUGAUGUCGCGUCGCUGCUCAGCAAGUGCUGGCUGUAGAGGAUUUUGCUGCUCUACAUCUCCUUCCUUAUCGACUGCCCUACUUUUUGCUGAAUACUAGUAACAUGCCAUGUGGCAAACCCGCUUAUAUUCAUCGUUGCUGUGCAAGUGCUAGCUGUAGAGGAUUUUGCAUGCUG
Triticum urartu is the source of this 3291-nucleotide messenger RNA. The record is from RefSeq and is a predicted model, not a curated record. NCBI's taxonomy places the organism in Eukaryota, Viridiplantae, Streptophyta, Magnoliopsida, Poales, Poaceae.